AUGUUUUUACUGGUAAUCUUAUUUACUGUACUACCAUUGCUGUAUGUUAUUUACGGAUUAUUGGGCCGUAAAUUGACAAUUGGUGAAAUUGACAAGAAAGCUGUGCUAAUUACAGGAUGUGGAAGCGGAUUUGGUAGAGAUUUGGUGAAACGAUGUCUCCAGAAUGGACUGACAGUUUUUGCAGGAUGCCAGUUUGAAAGUAAUAUAAGUGAAUUAGAAAAAAGCUACAGUUCAAUCAGUCAUGGUCGACUGUAUGCAUUCCAAAUGGAUGUAACCGAUGACGAGAGUGUCCGAAAAUCUCGAGAAAUCGUAGACAAUGUUUUGAGAGAAAAGAAUAUCGUUCUUCAUGCUUUGGUGAAUAAUGCUGGUAUUAAAGGUCACUUUUUUUACGAUGACUUCUUGACCGUGAACGAUUAUAAAGACGUGUGGGAAGUGAAUACGUGUGGCGUAAUUCGAGUAACGCAAACGUUUCGUGAUCUUAUCAAAAAAUCUAGAGGUCGAAUAGUGAUAUGUACUAGUGCUACCACAUUAUUUCCGAAAGCAAGUCAUGGUCCUUAUUCCUGCUCAAAGUUUGCUGCUCAAGCUUAUUGCAUCAUUAUUAGGCAUGAGCUGCAGCCAUACGAUGUGGAUGUAAUAGAGAUUAUGCCAGGUUGCUUUGAAACCGGAAUACAUGACAUUCAGGAAUUCUGGAAAUCAACUGAUACAGUAUGGUACCGAGCAUCUCAUGAAUUGCGUGACGAGUACGGACAUAAUUACAACGAGAAAGUAAAAGCACAUGCAGUAGAUCUUAAGAAAAAGAUAGUAGCAUUGGAUACGACAUGGGUUAUCGAUUCGUAUUAUGAAGCAAUCGUUGCAAAGCGACCAAAGCUAUUGUAUCGUGUUGGCUGGGAUAUGUUAUUGAAAUUUUAUCCUUAUUCAUUACUGCCACUGCGUGUGCAAGUUCACGUCAUGAAGUUACUUUUGCAUUUAAGUGGAGCACCGUUACCUGCGAUAGUAACGAAGGAUGCAAGUCAAGAAAAUUUGAAAGGAAAAAACAGUUAA
Brugia malayi is the source of this 1041-nucleotide messenger RNA. RefSeq names its product oxidoreductase, short chain dehydrogenase/reductase family protein (gene Bma-dhs-2.5). Gene Ontology annotation, molecular function: oxidoreductase activity. The transcript has 8 exons. The record is from RefSeq and is a predicted model, not a curated record. Lineage: Eukaryota; Metazoa; Nematoda; Chromadorea; Rhabditida; Onchocercidae. The coding region runs from base 1 to 1041 and encodes 346 amino acids.